Rhineura floridana is the source of this 5692-nucleotide messenger RNA. RefSeq names its product SRY-box transcription factor 13 (gene SOX13). The record is from RefSeq and is a predicted model, not a curated record. The coding region runs from base 146 to 2026 and encodes 626 amino acids. Gene Ontology annotation, cellular component: nucleus. Gene Ontology annotation, molecular function: RNA polymerase II cis-regulatory region sequence-specific DNA binding; DNA-binding transcription factor activity, RNA polymerase II-specific. The transcript has 14 exons. Gene Ontology annotation, biological process: regulation of transcription by RNA polymerase II; cell fate commitment. Lineage: Eukaryota; Metazoa; Chordata; Lepidosauria; Squamata; Rhineuridae.
UGUAUACACAGAGAAAGAGGGAGGGAAAGACGGGUCCGGCCUGCCCCUGGGGCGGGGCGGUGUUUGGAAGACAACAGCUCUAGCCGGAUAGGAGAAGCAGCUCGCUGCCGGAGGGAGCCGCGCGGAGUCCAGCGAAGCAGCUUAGAUGUCCAUGAGGAGGCCUUCGUCUCCUCAGUUGGAGCUCAAUGGAGCCGGGAACAUGGUGAACUGCAGCAUUAAAACAGAAGAGAAGACAGAGAGCUGCUUCCAGUCUAUACAGGGGGAGGCAACUGGUGCUCCGCCUGGCUCUGACAAACCACACCCAUUGCCACUGGGUGAAGUUAUUGAUCCCCCAAACCUCCCACAGGAAUCUGCAUCUCCAGUGGACAAAGCAUUAGAUUCCAGUAACUCUGCAUUCGAGUCUGCAGUUAGCAACCGGGGAAAAUUGGAUUUCAACAGAAACUUAAAAGAAGCCGAUUGCUUGUUGUGCACUAACAUUCUUAUUGCUACAGUAAUGCCGACCAUUGAGAAGUUACUGUCCAGUGACUGGAAAGACAGACUUCUGGGGAAAAAUCCCAUGGAAUCCAAAGAGGUGAAAGGAACCCAAGAAAGCCUGGCAGAGAAGGAGUUGCAGCUGCUGGUUAUGAUUAACCAGCUGUCCAUCCUGCGGGACCAGCUGCUGACAGCCCACUCGGAGCAGAAGAACAUGGCAGCUAUGCUGUUUGAGAAACAACAGCAACAGAUGGAGUUAGCCAGGCAGCAGCAGGAACAGAUCGCCAAGCAACAACAACAGCUUAUCCAACAGCAACACAAAAUCAACCUGCUACAGCAGCAGAUCCAGCAGGUCAACAUGCCUUAUGUAAUGAUUCCAGCCUUUCCUCCCAGCCACCAGCCUCUUCCUGUCUCCCCAGAUCCUCAAAUGGCGCUUCCCAUCCAGCCAAUCCCUUGUAAACCAGUGGAGUACCCCAUGCAGCUACUGCACAGCCCCCCUCCUUCAGCACUGAAAAGACCCGCAAGCUCAGGCCACCUACCCAUCCAGGAAUCUUCACAGCCACUAAACUUAACAGCAAAGCCCAAAGGCGCUGAGCUCCCCAAUGCCUCCAGCUCACCCAGUUUAAAGAUCAGCAGCUGUCAGUCCCUCACUCCUAACCAUGGAGUUUCUCGGGAGCUGCAAACCAGCCCCCCCAGCCUUCCUUUAGGGUUCCUUGGGGAGGGAGAUGCUAUAACCAAAGCAAUCCAGGAUGCUCGGCAGCUUCUGCACAACCAAAGCAGAGUGAUGGAUGGCUCUCCAAAACAUCCUUAUAGGAAGGACCAUGUCAGCUUGGAUUCUUCACCUGCAAAAGAACAGGCAGACGAGACUUCUUUGCAGAGGCUGGACGAAUCCAUGUUAGCUUGUGAUGGGGAUGGCUCACGGCAUUUCCCCGAAUCCAGGAACAACAAUCACAUAAAGCGUCCAAUGAAUGCCUUCAUGGUGUGGGCCAAGGACGAGAGGCGCAAGAUCUUGCAGGCCUUCCCAGACAUGCACAAUUCAAGCAUCAGUAAGAUUCUAGGCUCACGAUGGAAGUCAAUGUCAAACCAGGAGAAGCAGCCCUACUACGAGGAGCAGGCACGACUCAGCCGCCAGCACCUGGAGAAGUAUCCCAAUUACAAGUACAAGCCCCGUCCCAAGCGCACCUGCAUUGUGGAAGGGAAGCGGCUCCGUGUUGGCGAAUACAAGGCAUUGAUGAGGAACCGGCGCCAGGACGCCAGGCAGGGCUACCUGAUUGCACCCCAGGGCAGCCAGAUGCCUCCUUCCUCUUCGGAUCUCAUGUACCAGCGAUCGAUUGGGGUGCAGCUGGCUCCACCCUUGAUGGAUCACUACUUGCCCCGUGGCAUGGAACCAAACAUGCCGGUCAUAGUCAACACCCGUAGCCUGAAGCCAGAGGAAGGGGAUGGUGCUGAGGACAGUCAUUCAGUGCCCGACGGGGAGAUAUACCACUACAGUGAAGACGAGGAUUCAGAAGGCGAGGACAAGAGUGAUGGCGAGCUGGUGGUUCUCACAGACUAAAAGCCAGCGGUGUGAAGGGGGGGGAGCAUGUGUGGAAACGGGGAACUUGACCAGUCUUUGCCCUCUUUCCAGCAUCAAUCAGUCACCUGGCUUGGAAGGGAGGGUUUUGUUAAAAGCUGCCUGGGCGUGAGGAAGUGAGAAGCCAUUCCAGGUUUUUCUGCAGUGUGGUUGCAGGUUCCUGGGAAGGUCAGCAGCCAGACCCUGGGCAGUUGUACCAAGUUAAUGUAAGGAGAGGCGCUGUAGCUCAGUGGUAGAGCACAUACUUUGCAUGCAGAAGGCCCUGGGUUCAAUCAGUGGCAUUCCCAGUGACAAGGUUCUAACUGAAGAGCCAUUGCCAGUCAAAAGUAGGCAUGUCUGGGCUUGGUGUACCAAUGGUCUAACGCAGUAUAAGACAACUUCAUACAUGUUUUAUAUAAAAGAUGGACAUGGAGCAGAAGAAGAGAAGAUCGAGCCUGUGUGUCAUUGUCCACGGGGUCAGUAGGGCUUCUCACUCAUUCAUUGUCUUCUUUCUUGAAAGGAAGGGAUUAUGGCUCAGUCCUGUUGAAUGUACACCAGGGUCAGGUGAAAAGAGAGGCACAAUUCAGUGAGAGUCUUGGAAUGCAACUGGUGUUGGAACAUUUUUUUCCUGCAAAGAGGUAUUGCUCCUGCCCUCCUGAUGAAGGCACAGGGCUCUCCCAAAGCUGUCUUGAAAUUAAAUAAGAGGGAACAAAACUAUUCUGGACUUGUGCAAGAAUGUGUGUGAGUGUGCAUGUGCGUGCGUGUGAAUACAGCCUGCAGUCGAUCCAGAAACGUAAUCUCCUGAACUCGCCUUCCUAUCUUCUGAGCAGUUUCAUGCUGGCCUUUGUGCUCUCUGGAGCAAAAGCAUGAUUGGGGGAAAGUUCACUCCUGCAUUUGUCUUCCGUGCAGUGUUCAGUUGUGCUGCAGCUAAGCAGUAAGCACUCAGGCCAGACAGCCCUGGUGUCUGUUGCUCAUUCGCUUGCUCUCCUUUUCCUGAAAGCCGGUGUGUGCAGCCGGCGGAACAGAGCCCUCACCUGUCGGUGACCUGGCCAGCUAAACCACCUUGUAGCAGCCGCACAGUUGCCACCAUUCAGCUGACCUUUUGGGGGCCUUUUCAGUUUGCUAAAACCAAACGUCUGGGUGGAACACUUGUUCCCUGUUUGUUCUGGAUGUCAGCCAGUUCUGCAUCUCUCCCCACCACCACCACCACUCCUGCUUCCCACCCCGACUUUGCUUUGUCCUGUGUUUGUUUCUUUCUACUCCCACUGGCCCUGCCAGUAAAUUCCCAUGGAGCCAUUUUUAGCUCUGGACUUGAAUGAAUAACAACCGAGGUCUCAGAGGGGCCCUCUUAUACCCUUGGCAGCCAUGGCCCAGUUUGUAAAUUAAGCCCCUGCUCGUUUUCCUCCUGCACUUUGUAUACUUGCUAGUUCUUAGGAUGCACCACAGGAGGGGACGCUCAGCAGUAGUAGCAGCAGCAGCAGCAGCAAGCUAACUAGAUGGUUGGUGGGGGACAGGGCAGGCAACCUCUUGGGCAUCUCGGAGAGAAGAGGAAAAUCCCCUUGGAUGGAAACUCUUACUGAGUUAUUCUAAUUAGGCCACCCUGGUUAUAUGAGCCUCUGGUAGGUUCUCUCACAGCACAAUCCUAUCCAUUUCAAAAGUAAAUCCCAUUGAGGUAAAUGGAGCUGACUCUCAGGUAAGUGGGUGUAAGAUGUCAGUAGUCACAGCUGCUGCCUUAAUUGGAUGGGAUAGCUGAUUCUCAGGCCCUCCUCUGGAAUCGAAUCCUGAUUCCCUGUUAGCAUUGUCACCACAGAGUGCACAGAAUGUACCAGCAGAGGUUGAGAGGACAGACAUCUGAAUGCAUUGCCCAGCCAUGGUCUGUGCCUACCAUGGGUAAUGGGUAAUCGUAAGUUCGAUUCUGGAGAGGGAGCCUGAGAAAUGACUCCCACAUCUAAGGAAGGCAGCAGGUGUGCAAAUUACCAGGAAGGCAGUGACAAAAAUAAACAGUACAGGACUCUUCCAAGGCCCUGCAAUUUCAAUGAGUACAUUUUGAAUCCUUUAACAAGUUGGUGACUCUGUAUGAUCUCAGGCCAAGUGCGCAUGCACACACACACACUUGUGGCAGAGAGACAUGUUUGAAUGCCUGCCCUAUUAACUUUCAGUGGCACUGAUUACAAGGAUGGCUUCUCCUGCAUCCUUCUUUCCCAGUUCUACUCCCAUUUAUCCUUUUGUGGUAUUGGUCAAAGCAGCAGCAGCUCUAGUAGUGAUUCAGAUUAGUUAAACGGUCUUUGGCCAAUUAGUGAAGAAUGCAUAAUUUUGGGAUGUGAAAAGAAGAAAAGCAGUGGCCAGGGGAAGGGGGGGAGGGAAUGUAAGAGGUUGCUUGUGCGAGUGCGAGUGUGUGUAUGUUUGCAUACACGCCUUUCCCCCAUGUUUUAUCCUUACUUCAUCACACCCGAUAACCCUCUUAAAUUUUCUGUACAUUUGCAUCUGAUUUUUGACAAUUUUCUAAACCAAUGCAGUGUGAAAUAGCAAAGAUGCUUUAAAAUCUCAGCAUGGAAAGCUUUUGCUCUCUACUGGCCAAAGCUGGAAUGGCAUCAAGAAGGCUAAACUGGUAGAUGGGCAAGUUUACUCUGCCUCAUCUCUGUAGUGAAAAUGUAAAUUCUCCAUUCUUGAUAAGAGGAUCAUCCCAAGUGGGAAUCUCCUCCCUUGUGUUUUGGAAGGAGGGCCAGUGUUGCUAAUGCAACCCAGAAACGGUGCCUUCGUGCGUCUUUUCAUCAAAUGAGCUAAAGGCAAGGAAGGAGGUUUGAGCAGAGAUGUCUUAUUCCAAAAAUCACCCCUGCUCCCAUUUUGAAUAUGAAAGAGAAAUUUUCAAGAAAAACUCCAGGUCAUCUGAAAAGCCAUUACAAAAGUGUUCUGUGGACAUUUAUUGAAAAAUCAAUAUUUUUGUUUUCAUGAACCAACCUAAGGGACCAAGAUUCCAUUGUUUCCCUUGCCUAACAAGCAAAAUGACACUUGCAAGAAGAGUGGUAUGGUAUUCCCUCCCAGCUUUUUUUUUUUAUUUAAAGGUGAAACGUGCUUGCAUGCCUUUGCAUCUGACAAAAGGGGGCUCUAAUUCACAAAGGUGUAUUCCACAAUAGAUUUGUUAAGUCUUUGAGAUGCUACAUCAGACUCUUGAUUCUCUUUGCCACAACAGAGUAAUAUAGGAAUUCCCUCUGGAAUCUGACUUUUUCUAUUUCCUCAUCACCAUCCAUGGGGCCUGUGUUGGCUGCUUCAGCUCUUCUGACUGGCUUAACUGCACCUCUCUUGUUAUUUAUUCCUUUCUAGCUCUCAUUUAUGUUAAGACAGCUUUAGGAGAGCAAAGAAGGGGGUUGUGACAGGCUCAGUGGAGAGGAAGUGAGUUAAUUAGCCGCAUGAACAGUAGCAUCUUGGGAAUGGGUAAUGCUUUGUCCCUUACUGUUUUUAUAGACACAUUCAACUCCCCCCCCCCUCCACUCGCCAACCUAGUGUGCUCUGGCACCUGGCUGCUGUUUUGUUCCCACCUCCCCAAAUAUCUGUACAUAUAGAUAGAGCUUUAUUUUGUUAAUAAGAUUAGUAACUUAACCUGUAUAUUUCAAUAUACUUGUUUAUAAUGGGUUUUCAUUUCCGUGGUACAAUAAAGAUGAUGUUUUUGAG